Pelobates cultripes (western spadefoot toad) is the source of this 35088-nucleotide messenger RNA. NCBI's taxonomy places the organism in Eukaryota, Metazoa, Chordata, Amphibia, Anura, Pelobatidae. The record is from the annotation of a GenBank genome assembly.
AUGGAUAUGGCAUUGGCUGGAAAGGCCAGAAUAGGGAUUGUGAUGAGGGAGUGUCAGGCCAUGAAGGGACAGCCUCAUCGUUAAAGUGGUCAGGCCAACUUUAAAGAUAAGACCAGCCACUAUGGCAGCCCCACUGCUGAAGUGUUCUGGGCAUGGGCUUAUUGUCACAACAGCACUUCAAAAAAGUGGAAACAUAUCUAACAAUGUUCUUACUUUAUGUGCUUACACUGUCCUGCUUGGGUCUAUUCAUAAAAUCAAAAAUUUCUAAAUGUUUUUCUAAAAUGAUUUUUAAACACCCAUUCUUGCUUCCUAAUCUCCUGAUUUCUAAUGUGCAGUAGCCUUAGGAAUUUUGUCUUCAGACAGCUGUAUGAGUUGCUAACAGAUUUACAACAUUUAGAUCAAACUAGUCAAGCUGAAAAAAAUCCACCUUUUUGCCACAGCCAUUGUGACCUGAAUGUCGCCAACCAGGAUUUAACUCAGUCUCUCACUAUUUAGUGAACAAACAACUUACAUUUUCACUGGGGAUUUUUUCCCAUAGAGCCAUCUGUUAACCUUUUGCCUACAUUAUGACUCACACUCUGGUUUACACAAGAUUCAUUCAGGUGUUUCUUGUGAAGGUAUAUAUUGAGACACUUGACGGAAAAUCUACUGGCUUUAUCUUUUUUAGCUACAAUUUUAUGUUUUUUGUUACAAAACUCAUUUCCCUCUAUGAAUGAGGUGUACAAUAAAUAAAAGAGAGAACACAAUCUAGCUAUAAAGCAGCGCAUUGUUUUAAUUAAAGAAUUCACUCAACUUCCUGGUUCAGCAGAGAGUUUAGUUUUAUCAGUUCACAUGUUUAACUAUACAGGGAGUGCAGAAUUAUUAGGCAAGUUGUAUUUUUGAGGAUUCAUUUUAUUAUUGAACAACAACCAUGUUCUCAAUGAACCCAAAAAACUAAUUAAUAUCAAAGCUGAAUAUUUUUGGAAGUAGUUUUUAGUUUGUUUUUAGUUUUAGCUAUGUUAGGGGGAUAUCUGUGUGUGCAGGUGACUAUUACUGUGCAUAAUUAUUAGGCAACUUAACAAAAAACAAAUAUAUACCCAUUUCAAUUAUUUAUUAUUACCAGUGAAACCAAUAUAACAUCUCAACAUUCACAAAUAUACAUUUCUGACAUUCAAAAACAAAACAAAAACAAAUCAGUGACCAAUAUAGCCACCUUUCUUUGCAAGGACACUCAAAAGCCUGCCAUCCAUGGAUUCUGUCAGUGUUUUGAUCUGUUCACCAUCAACAUUGCGUGCAGCAGCAACCACAGCCUCCCAGACACUGUUCAGAGAGGUGUACUGUUUUCCCUCCUUGUAAAUCUCACAUUUGAUGAUGGACCACAGGUUCUCAAUGGGGUUCAGAUCAGGUGAACAAGGAGGCCAUGUCAUUAGAUUUUCUUCUUUUAUACCCUUUCUUGCCAGCCACGCUGUGGAGUACUUGGACGCGUGUGAUGGAGCAUUGUCCUGCAUGAAAAUCAUGUUUUUCUUGAAGGAUGCAGACUUCUUCCUGUACCACUGCUUGAAGAAGGUGUCUUCCAGGAACUGGCAGUGGGACUGGGAGUUGAGCUUGACUCCAUCCUCAACCCGAAAAGGCCCCACAAGCUCAUCUUUGAUGAUACUAGCCCAAACCAGUACUCCACCUCCACCUUGCUGGCGUCUGAGUCGGACUGGAGCUCUCUGCCCUUUACCAAUCCAGCCACGGGCCCAUCCAUCUGGCCCAUCAAGACUCACUCUCAUUUCAUCAGUCCAUAAAACCUUAGAAAAAUCAGUCUUGAGAUAUUUCUUGGCCCAGUCUUGACGUUUCAGCUUGUGUGUCUUGUUCAGUGGUGGUCGUCUUUCAGCCUUUCUUACCUUGGCCAUGUCUCUGACUAUUGCACACCUUGUGCUUUUGGGCACUCCAGUGAUGUUGCAGCUCUGAAAUAUGGCCAAACUGGUGGCAAGUGGCAUCGUGGCAGCUGCACGCUUGACUUUUCUCAGUUCAUGGGCGGUUAUUUUGCGCCUUGGUUUUUCCACACGCUUCUUGCGACCCUGUUGACUAUUUUGAAUGAAACGCUUGAUUGUUCGAUGAUCACGCUUCAGAAGCUUUGCAAUUUUAAGAGUGCUGCAUCCCUCUGCAAGAUAUCUCACUAUUUUUGACUUUUCUGAGCCUGUCAAGUCCUUCUUUUGACCCAUUUUGCCAAAGGAAAGGAAGUUGCCUAAUAAUUAUGCACACCUGAUAUAGGGUGUUGAUGUCAUUAGACCACACCCCUUCUCAUUACAGAGAUGCACAUCACCUAAUAUGCUUAAUUGGUAGUAGGCUUUGAGCCUAUACAGCUUGGAGUAAGACAACAUGCAUAAAGAGGAUGAUGUGGUCAAAAUACUCAUUUGCCUAAUAAUUCUGCACUCCCUGUAUUCAGAAAAGCACCAUCAAGUGUCACUCAGGGUUAUUCACUAAACUCAGAAUUUUUGCGAUUUAACAUUUUAAUGGCAAAACUGAGACUAAAAUAUCAGCCAUAAUUUCAACUUGACUAUUGGUGCCUGAGUUUUGCCUUUUGGAUGUAAGUAGCUAAAAUCUUGAGUUGAACUCGUUAUGCAUUCUUCUUCGUUAGGUUUUCCAGUAAUUGUAUUAGUCUACAGAUGUAGAUGCAGUGCAGAAUAUUCCAGAAUAUAAUUCUUUUUUGUUAACCCCUUAAGGACACAACUUCCGGAAUAAAAGGGAAUCUUGACGGAAUAUUUCUGUCAUGUGUCCUUAAGGGGUAAACUAAUCUUGGAACAACAAGCUUUUGGGGAGGUUCUCCCUUUGUCAAGUCACAAAAACUAAAGUUAAAGGACCACUAUAGUGCCAGGAAAACAAACUCGUUUUCCUGGCGCUAUGGUAUUAAUAGGUCCCCCCCACCCUCAUGGCCCCCCUCCCGCUGGGCUCUAGGGGGAGGAAGGGGUUCAAUUCUUACCUUUCUCCAGUGCCGGGCUCCCUCAGCGCUGGUUACUCUCCUCAUCCUUCAGAUGUCAUCGGCUGAAUGCGCAUGUGCGGCAAGAGCCGCGCGCGCAUUCAGUCAGUCCAUAGGAAAGCAUUCUCAAUGCUUUCCUAUGGACGCUGGCGUCUUCUCACUGUGAAAAUCACAAUGAGAAGCGCGGAAGCGCCUCCAGCGGCUGUCAAUGAGACAGCCACUAGAGGCUGGAUUAACCCAUAUGUAAACAUAGCAGUUUCUCUGAAACUGCUAUGUUUACAGCAGGCAGGGUUAACCCUAGAUGGACCUGGCACCCAGACCGCUUCAUUAAGCUGAAGUGGUCUGGGUGCCUAUAGUGGUCCUUUAAAUAUAAUAGGCAGCUUUAAUAUAUUGGGAGAACAGGUGAAUAACUCAGCAAUAGGCUGGCAUACCCUUUAUCUUAUUUUCUUUCAUGGUCUUAUAUUUUUUUGCUUCCCUGAGAGUGACCUGGCCCUUUAAAAAGUGUGCUUAUUUGGAGAGAAAUUAAAGUUAUAUUUGCUUUGUAUGUUUGUCCUUUACAAAAGCAAACUGUUGAGCAAAUCAUUUUGUUUGCCCACUCUUUAUAUGUGCCAGUCCAGUACACUUAGAAUUACAGCAUUAACAAUGAGAAACCUGGACAAUACGCUGUAUUUGGAGACACCAAGUGGUAGAGAUUGGCACUUUUUCCAUGAACCAGAACUUCUCCUUUGCUGAAAUUAUUUGAGAAAUAGUAGUGUCUACUAAUAAAAUAUUAACUUUUUUACUGUCUGGAAUAAAGCAAUAGAACUUUUUUUUUCUCACGUCAAAGUUUCUUAAUGAUUGACAUAAGAGCAGAAAUUAAUUUUUAUUUGAUUUGAUAAAAAAUAUCUCUGCUCAGCAGAAAUUAAUUUCACACACCUUAUUUAACAGGCUUGCAUUUUUGUAGGUAAAUUAAGUGUUUUUUCAACUGAAAACAAAUGUAUGUGUAUAUGUUGCACACCACAUAAAAAAUAAAUAAUAUUCCGUAUUUCACACAAUGCGAAACAAAAAUAUCUUCCAGUAAGGGUGUAGACCCUAGCAUAUGCUCCCCUCCAAAAACAUAAAAUAUUGCAAUUCUCCAUAAAAUGAAAUGGGGAUACUCCAUGAAUGGACAAUUUCUUCCACUGCCCAAGUAUUGAUGGGUUAUGUAUGUUACAUAUUUUCUCCUUCCUGGGCUGUGGAAGACAGUAUUAAUAUAUAUGGUAGACAAGAAGAGAUUCCAGGCCUUUCAGUCCUUUGAUUAUAGGACCAAGGGAUGCACGAUCCACUGGCCCCUGUCCACUGGAGCUAGAGGAUCCACAACCUCCGUACCUAAUAUAAUGACCGGCAACCAUUGUACAGCGCUACAGAAUGUGAUGGCGCUAUAUAAAUAAUAAUAAUAACUAUAAUAGUGGACCAAUAGAUAAAUUACCACCUUGAAUGCUUCACAUAACAUGACUUUUACUUUAGUAGGGACAAUGGGACAGGAUUAAAAAUCCAGUCUACUCCAGUCUAUAGUCAAGAUUUUAACAACCCAUAAGGUCCAUUUAAUAUUAAAACAGUCAGUUAUGGUAAAUUGAUAACCAACUUGCAAAAUUAAAAACAAAAACUGUUUCAUCUAAACUGUGCUGUUUUUGUCUAAAUUGUCCAUUUAUUGUCCUGAUUCUUGUAAUGUAUUGUAUACUUUUCUGAUUGAUUUUGAUUACUAUUAUACACAUAUGCAUGCAAGUAAUGCUGUAUAACAAUGCAUUCGUCUCUGUCUUCCAGAGGAAAACCAAACCUGUUGGACAUGGGCUCACUGAUGAUUAAACCAAUUCAAAGGGUGAUGAAGUACCCUUUGUUGCUGUGUGAAUUGUUGAAUUCUACUCCUCCGUGUCACCCAGACUACAGGUCACUGCAAGAUUCAUAUGCAGCCAUAAAACAGCUUAAUGUGAACAUUAAUGAACUGAAACGACGGAAGGAUCUAGGUACUGAAACAGUAAAUAAUCAGAAUUUUGUGUUAACUGAAAUAUGAUAACUAAAUACUUAGCUUCUGUUUGAAGAGGAUCUGUCUCCUCUGUGUCGUCUGUCUGAUAUAACUGGUUUACUCACACGGAAGGCUGAAGGACCCUCCAAGGAUGAUCUUGUACAUGUGCUGAGUACAUAUAGAUCUUCCCAAUAGAGUUGGAAUUUUAAUGAAACUAUAAGUGGAAAUCUUAGGUCAUUGUUUAUAUUUCUAGAUGGUGGAGUGCUAGCUUUUUUAACAGCAGAAUUUACACUGGCCACUUAACCCUAUAAAAACCCUGCAUCCAAUGCCAUGUUCAACACCAAAAGCCUCUAAAUGCAUGGAUUUAGGAAACAGGAACCAUUCAAAAAGCUCUAUCUCCUCUGAUGCUGUUAACCAGUGACAGAAAACAGAACUAUAUGCAGAUCUAGGUUUAGGGAAUACAUAAUCUGACAACACAAUGCAAAUCAUGGGUGAUGUCAGAAAUCCUAUUAGAACAUAAUAAGCAUGUCUGAGUGAUCUACUAUGCCAUACAAUGGGGCAUUUCCCAAGAAUGCCCCAAAAUCUACAGCUUACACUGUAUAUAGUAAAAAAAUAAAUAAAUAAAAUAAAAAGUUACUAUAUAUCACAACAAAUAUAUCAUACAACGUUAAUAGUGGUAUAAACACUACAUUGAUCCACACUUACAACAAUCAGUUAGGCAAGUCGAAAUCAUGGUUGUGCUGGUGAGUUAUCUCCCAUAAAGGGGUUAACCACAAUCUAGUUUGUAUGGACAGUAAUAACUGCACUAUAAGUCACUGCAUCAAAGCAUAACCAAAAUACAGCAUCACAUUUCUGUAUCUUGUCCAUUCCAACGUCUGCAGCCAAUAGCUUCUAUUUCAGCUCUGCGCUUUGAUUACUAAUUGAUUAAUGAUUAUCUGUGAAACUCAGGCAGAACUUUGAGAGGGAUGUCAAUAUAACAUUACAGAUAGGUUUUGCCCUUUAACAUCAAUCUGGUGAUAUCUCAUGCCUUUUGAUAUCUUUCAGUAUUGAAGUACAGGAGGGCAGAUGAAGAGGAAUCUCUAAAAGAUAAGCUCUCCAAACUCAGUAUUCACUCCAUCAGCAAGAAAUCCAAGAGAGUGACCAGCCACUUGAAGAUACUGACUCGGGGUGGUGAACAGGUACAGUCACCUUAAGUAUACUAAUCCUGCCGUACCCUUAUCUUUCAAUGUAACAAACGCCCUCGGAAAGUUAUACAGACUUAUCUAAAGUAAAUUUACUUCAUUAUUUUUUUUCAUACCUUAAUAAGAAAAGUACAUUGCAAAUCAACUUUACAAUCGACCAUUGCUGUUAACAUGUUUUUUUUUUGUUUUUUUUGUUAUAUCUAAUUAAAUGUACAGGAAAAGUUAAGUGGAUAAAACGCAUGUUGUUGAUUUAAGAAGAGCAGUGCAAUAAUAAUUUAAUAGUGCAUUGCACUAUAUACUGCUAAUGUCUUGAAGCAUAUUAUAGGUGAAAGACCAAAUAUUUAACAAGGAGGAAAAAAUAUUCCGAAGCCUUGAGAAGACUGUGAGACUUUGUGUUAAGAAUUUAUCUUACACCUUUCAAUACAUGCAGGUGAGUGUUUCAAGAAUAAAGCUGCUUCUUUGAGUUAAGCCCACGGCUGGUCCAACGACAACAAAGUUUUAUAUCUGCGAUUUGAAAUCUUGUUAAAAAUAUAGGCCUAUAUUGGCAUAAUAGACUGUAAGCUCGUUUUUUAGCAGGGUUCUCUUCAACCUAUUGUUCUUGUUAGUUUUCUUGUAAUUGUCCUAUUUAUAGUUAAAUACCCCUCUCAUAUUAUUGUAAAGCAAUAUGGAAUCUGUUGGCGCUAUAUAAAUGAAAAAUAAAAUAAAAAUAAUAAUAAUAAUGCCAAUCUUUAAUACAGGCUAGCUUAUGCAUGAAAAUGUGUUGUAACUUCUAAAUCAGUAAAGCCUACCAUUCAUUUUUGAAUUCGAAAUCUGUUUAUUUUUUAAUUUCUCUGUUUUUAUAAACCUUAUGUAAAGACCAAUAAGAGGAUAAAUAUGUUAAUUGUUUCCUAGAAGUAAACAUUUAUUGAACAUAUACACAGGUAUAUAUGUUUUUUUUCAUCAUGCUCUGUACAAGUGGUCAACACUUUUUCCUUUCUUCUCUUAGGAUGCGAUACCCUUGACUGCACUUGGUGUUACAGAAUUACAGGAUAUUUUGCAAGAUGACCCAGAGGAAAGCAAUGGAGGUCUGCCCAUGCAAGAGCGAGAGGGAGCACAGUGUGAACAUUAUGUAAGUCUUUAUGCAGUCUAUGAAAUGUUGUACAAGCUGGUCAGUGGUGGCUGGUGACAUUUUAAGAUGGUGAAGUGCCAGGUUCCUCCUCCAGACUUUUACUCCUCCCUAUACAGUACAGAGAUACUCCUACGAUACGGAGAGCAGAGCAUAAUACAGAGAUGACUAUUCAAUAAAACAAGCUGGGUACAACAUAAGAUAUCUAUAUUAUAAAUAAAACUGAGUACAAUACGAAGAUACCCAUGCAACAGGUAGAGCUGAGUAAAAUACAGAGAAAUUACACACAGAAUUGGGCACAAUAAAGAGAUAACAUAAAUAUCCCAUUCAGUUGGGAUCACUGUGAUGGAUUAUACAGAGAUCCCCACACAGCACAUGUUUCUGUAUAAUGCUCCAACUCUCUCUAUUUUCCUACCUCUCCCAGCUCUCCCUUGCAUGGUCUCAUCUUCACUAGUGCUCCUGCUAUGAUAACUAAGCUUUCUAUUAACUAUUGUUGUUAUUAUAAAAACAUGUAAGCUACUCCGCUAGCACUCAGCUCACAGUGUGGACAUGGUUAAAGUAUCAAGAUACUAAUAGAGUCCAACUAUGUCAGCUACUGCUGACUCACUAUUAGCUUUCAGCACACAGUGUACACAGGGUGAAAGCGUCAGGAUACUAAUAGACCUCUAUUACAUUUACAGCUGGCAAUAUAAUUAAUCUGUAGUGGUAAUAUGGAGCCAAGAAGUAGCUUAAAGAAUAAAUAAUUAUUACAGAUUAAAAAAACUGAAAUCAGAAUUAGAACAGUUCUCAGAGUCACAGCCCCAUUCCUGCAGUUUGAAGCUUCACAACUUUUCAACUAGCCACAGCAUGAGUGCUUAGGUCUCAGCUGUAGAGUGACUGAAUACUUUAAAGAAGAAGGGAAAAAACAUAGUGCUUCCAAAUCACUACAAAUAUUUUCCCCACUUAAAAAAACUGCUGGGGCGCUGCCACAGUUGCUAUGGAUGAGCCUCAACUGAAGCUGGUAUUAUUGUGACAUACAGGGUUAUUUACAAAAGUGAAAAUUUAAAGUGACCUGAACGUAUAGCUGACUUAGAGAAUGUUUCCAGUCUGGCUAUUUGAAUACUUUGAAUUCUCACCUUAGUGAAUAACCCUGAUGGAAUCAGUCUGACAGGUCCAGGUUUCUAAUUUAGGCCUCAAUUUAAUAAGUUUUCCAAAUGAUUCAAAACUGUGAUAAAAAUUUCCAAAUUAUUUAUCUACAGAAGUCAAUAUGGAAAUGUAGAUAAACCAUUUGAAAAGUGUUUAUGAUAGCAUUGAAUCAUUUGAAAAGCUUGUAGUAUUGAAGUCCUAAUCCUUUAUUCUGUGUUGUAGGAAGAGUUUAUUUAUUGGGACCCAUUUGGUGUUGAUUUGACCUGUUGAUAUAGUCACAUAAGUAAUGACUUCUAUUCCUAUUAACUGGUACCUUUAUCAAAAAUAAAAAUAGCCAAUGUAGAAAACAAACCUGUUUAGAAACAAACCUCUCACCUCAAGUUUGUUUAAGUGAAAAGCAUACAAAAUGGAAUAUUGAAAUGCUGUCAUAUAAACAUUGGUAAAAUGAAUCCUUAAUGAGACCACUGUUGCCCAGAAUAAAGGCAAAAUAAUAAAUAGCAGUGGAUAAAACCGCAAAUACGUUAUGUGCAAAAUUCCAUUAAUAAGGCUUUUUUUUAUGAAAACCUUUAUAUGAAUAGAAUAAAAAACAUCUUAAGCCACAUACCUUUUAAACAUAAUAAGGAAAGAUUAAUUAAAAGGUAGACUGGAUUUCCAAUAGGUGUCCUUUCGAAUUAAUGAGAGCAAUUAAAAGAGAAAUGCAGAAAGAACACUGACUGCAAUUCCAGAUGUGUGUGUGUGAUUAAAACUGACCUAUGCAUAUUAUAAUUUAAUGAACAUGGAGCUAAGAUUAGAGAGCUUGAAAAAAAAUAAUUCCAAUGGCUAAGGAAUCAGAGACUUUCUAAGAUUAGAAAUAUUGUGUGUAUUUUAUGACUUGGGAGUGGAAUGGUGAGAUGCAUACCUUAGUCCAGAGUUCUAAAUGUUAAAGGGACACCAUAGUCACCAAGACCACAUUCGUUUAGUGAAGCAGUUUUGAUGUAUAGAUCAUGCUCCUGCAGUCUCACGGCACAGUUCUCUGCUAUGUAGGAGUUAAAUGACUCUGUUUAUACAGCCCUAAUCACACCUCCAUGCAUGUGACUUGUAAAGCCUUCCUAAACACAUACUGUAAAGAGACACCUAAUGUUUAACUUCCUUUAUUGCAAAUUCUGUUUAAUUUAGAAUUUCUUGUCUUCUGCUCUGUUACUAGCAAUGAAACAGUCAAUUGAAGUGCUCCAGUGCACAGUUGUGAUGUCUAAAUAACAUAUACAAUGAGAGAAAAUGUUGUUUAUUAUUACUAUGUUAUUUCAAUAUGGGAUUUUGCUCUAGGAUGUGCAUGGGGGAAAAAAAUUCGGUUUGGUUCGGGACUUCGGCACUUCCGAAAUUCGGGACUUCGGCACUUUGGUUCGGCACUUCCGAAAUUCAGGACUUCGGCAAUUCCCUAACCCUACCCCUACCCCUAAAACCUUAAUGAUACCCCUAACCCUCCUAGGAGUAGGGUUAGAGUUAGGGGUAGGGUUAAGUUAGGGGUUGGGGUUAGGUUAGGGGUUAGGGUAGGGCUAGGGUUAGGUUCCUGUCAACAUUCCCUUAAUUUUGCCUCCCUCGCCUGUUUUGCCACUUUUUACAGAAAUCCGAAGCACUUCGGCACGUCUGAAAUCUGGCACUUUGGCAAUUCGGUUCGGCACUUCCGAAAUUCGGCACUUCGGGAAUUCAGUUUGGGUCGGCACUUUGGAAAUUCGGCAAUUCGGAUAUUUUGAAAUAUCUGAAUUGCUGAAAUUAGUCCGAAUUUAAAUUCGGAACGAAACGAAUUGCACACGUCUAUUUUGCUCCUAGUUGCUCUGUCAAGAAUGUCAAGGAUCCUCCUGGUGUUCAAGAUCUGCUUCAUUCUAUUUGCUAAGAUUGCAGAGAACAGCUUUACAUCAACAUUUAUUAAAAAAAUUGGCAUAUAAUUUUCUACUUUUGUAGAAAUCUUACCUUGUUUAAGAAUAGGUAAGAUAUUUGCAGUUAUUUUGGGGGGGAAAUACCCCUCGUCUGCUAUGUUGCUAAAAGCUUUUUUUAUGUGAGUGCAUAGCUGAGGUCUGAAUGUUUUUUAAAAAAAACAUAUUGCCAAAUCCAACAGGACCAGACGUCUUUUUUUCUAAUCUACGAAUUUCGACCUUGACUUCUAAAACCGAUCUAUUUAGAUUAUUUCUUUGCUCCUCUGAAAUUUUUGGUAAAGGAGUUUUCAACAAAUGAAGAAACAAUAACAUCAAUAGAAGUAUCAGGCUUUAAGUUGUAGAGCCCAGCAUAAUAAGUAUUAAAACACACUGACCUAUUUUCUCUGGAGUUAGGCGAGUUCCAAACCUGUCUUCUAUUUUAGUUAUUCUGUUAGAGACUUUCGAUUUUCUCAGUUUGUAUGAUAAUAACUUAUCCGCUUUAUUACCUUUACUAUAUGUUCUUCAUUUUUGUUUUUCUAAGGAUUUUAUGUUAUUUUCUAUUAAUUUUUGGUUUAUCUGUUUUUGAAUUUCCACGAUGGCUUCAAGGUUGAGAGCGUAUGGUUCUUGCUUAUUCACUCUUGAAGCUCUCGUUAAUUGUGCGUAAAGGAAUGCUCGGCUCCCUAUGGGUCUCGGCACCGGAAGUGAUGAUAUCCCUUCUGGUUUCGUCAGGACCUGAUGCUGAUGGCCAUCAGCUUUGUGUGGGAUCUUUAAAGCGGCACUGUCACGCCGAACUUACCUUUCUUUAAUCGAUUCCUCUUCUCUCCCUCUGUCAGGAUCUGUUCUUCAUUUCUUGUCAGCUCUAGUUUUCCUUAAACAUAAGACAAAGUAGAAACUACGUUGUGUAAUGGAGGUUUCCUAUGCCUGACCAGCUUUGACCAGCAGAGGAGCAAAGUCUGCUUCAUUUCCGAUGGUCAGAGCAAUUUUCCCACAAUUCUCACCUUUGAUCCGUGAUCUUGCGAUGCUUCCUGUCAGUAUUGCUGAACGUCACAUAGACAGAACGCUGGGGAAACUACCGAAUUUUGUCCUAAUAGAAUGAGAACAGUUUCUGCAUUCAUGGAAAUGCCCCCUGCCCCCACCCAAGCAGCAGGUGGGGGCAACAGGUCCCCCGUUCAGUUUAAUAGCCUCGACUCGCGCUAUUACGGAUCGCGAGGUUACGGAUCAAAGGUGAGAAUUGUGGGAAAAUUGUUCUGACCACAGGAAAUGAAGCACACUUUGCUCCUCCGAUGGUCAAAGCUGGUCAGGCGUAGGAAACCUCCAUUAGACAAAGUAGUCCUUACUUUGUCUUAUGUUUUAAAGAAAACUAGAGCAGACAGGAAGAAAUGAAGAACAGAUCCUGAAAGAGGGACAGAAGAGGAAUCGAUUUAAAAAAAAAAAGGUAAGUUUGCUUUAUUCAUUGCUUGUUCGUUUAUGUUUAUGUAUCUUUUGUGGUAUAACAAAUAAAGGAUUUCGAAGUAAUUUAUACUUGUUAGUAUAUUUAAUGUGCACCUUUAUCUUGUAUAUAUUCAGUUGUUUGAUAUCCAUGAGUGCAGAAUAUUUUUGUGUCAUUUUUUAAACCAAAAGAUCAAAAAGUUAAACAAGAGACAAUUUUUUACAGCCUACUUUGCUCAGAUUUACCAUGGGUGCUAAUAUUAGUGGAGUGUACUGUCUGUAAUAGUUAUAUAUGUAAUUAUACUACUAUAAAUAUACCUUGACUUAAGUCUAGGGUCUGGCAUUACAAUCUGCUUUUUAAUUGAAUGCCUCUGGUGUUUAUUAUUUUUCUUUUUCCCUGUACUGCAGAUAAAUGAACUGGAACGACUUGUUUACACACCACUGAGCGCCUUGCAUGCCAUGUUCCCCGUGCCCCAGAAGCUGAUUCAGAAACGUUACGAUAAACUUUUGGAUUAUCACAGUUGCCUUCAGAAAGCAGGAGAAACUCAACUUGAUCAGACACGCAGGGACUACGAGGCCCUUAAUGCUCAGCUAGUGGAAGAACUGCAGGUCUUUAAUAAGGCGGCGAGGAAUAUCCUGUCCAAUUGCUUGUACUUUUUCUUCACAGUCUUGAAGAAUCUUGUGUUAGCAGCCAAGGAGGCAUCCUCAAACUGUGCCAACUUAUUUCAUGUAAGAAAAAAAAUUACCAUACUCCUACAUUUACAUGCUUUAUAUAUUUAUUUAUGCACAUAUAAAAUAUUUUACCAGGAAGUAUACAUUGAAAUUUAUCUUGUUUUCAAGUAUGUCAAUUGGAGUAACAUUGAUUGUCCAUUGAUAAUGAUACAAAAAAAUAGAGCAUUGAAGGAUAUUGUAAAAAUGUAUCGCAUGCAAUUUUUUUUUGUUUUGAAAUCCAUGGAAGUACUAAUAAAAAGUGCUACUCUAUUGCCAACAAGAACGUUUCACAUACUGGAAAAAAAUGAAUUUAAUACAAAAUAACCCAAUUAGUAACCCAUUGUAAAAUGUUAGACUGCUGCAUAAUAAUAGCAGUAAUGUCACAAGGGGUGGAUAUCCACUGGCAUUUUGGGAGAUGACUUGCAAGGACAGGCAUAACAUGGGCACCCUUUUUGGUUUUAUAUUUUUUACAAUGCCUUCAUCUUGUCUGGGCAAAAUGUGUGCAUUUAUGGCAAUUGCUGCAAAUGCUCCAGUCAAAUGCAGCGAUCGCAGUGAUUUCAUAAAGAUUGUUGUAGUGCAAUAAAAUGCAUUCUAAAGGGCUUGUCAUAGUUGAGCCUGAAAAUGACUCUGAGUUCAUUUAUUAAACCAUGCAGCAAUAUUGUCAAUAUUGGAGAGAUACAAAUGAUCCCUGACCGAAAAAAAAAGGCAUUAACAGUCCUCAGGCAAUAUAGGAAAAUAGAAGUGUGUAUGUAUAUUACGUAGUCUUUAAGUCAGAGGUGGCAAAUUAACAAGUUAUGCAUGCAUGUCUUAAUUAAGCAUUUUGAAACUGGGAAUUUCCAACUCUAACAGGUAAAGUCAUGUAACAGGACAGGUGGCCAUUGUUUUGGACAUAAGAUAAGAACAACAUUCUCUUUGGCAAAAUACACAACAAACAGGUUAAUUAGAAACAAAGAUAAUCUGCACGUAUUCCAUACUUCUACCAUACCCUAAGGCCCUCUCCUCAUUCAUAGCCCACCCAAAAGAACAUCUCUCUGGAAUGCAGAACACUUGGUUUUCUUUUGGAACAGUUAAAAGUUCAUGCAGGCAUAAGAUGGUAAAGUCCAAAACAAGAUGGAGUCACGUAAGGAGCAAUAUUGCACUCACAAGAUGCAUUAGACAAAUGUUUCCCAUGGAAACUCUCACGUCUGCUUAAAUGAUCUGCUUUUUUAUAGCCACUUCCCAUUUGUGUGACGUACAUCACAGCUAUAUUCCUUGGUUUUACUCUUUGUGAUGAAUGACUAAGGGAAUUAGAUCUAUGUGUUACCUCAAAUAUAUACUCCUGUGAAACAGGAAGUCACGGUUGAACAAUUUCCUGUUCUUAGUCACCCAGGUGUACUAAAAAAUGUAAAAUAUCAAUGGGAAUGUAGUUUGAGUAAAUUGUUCUCAUAUGAAUUCAUAGUGGCACUCGUAUUUAAGAAAAUUGUAUUUUUAAUACAUUUGUGUUGUGUUUGCAAUUGUUUGAUAUCCAUGAGUGAAGAAUAUUUUUGUGUAAUUUGACUGUCCACGCAUAUUCCUAAAUUAAUGCUUAAAAGUGCCAAAUUCUCUUGAAAUCGUCACUUUUAUGAAUCUGGACAAGUAUGGCAUGCAGUUAAGUCCUAAAACACUUCAGCAAGUUGAAAUGCUUUAAGGGUCUGCUGUUUCCCUUUAAGAAUAAUAUCUAGCAUAAAAGAAAGACCGACUGUUCUAGAGAAAUACUUUUAAAAAAAAAAGUACACCCUAAAUAUACAAUAUUUUGCAUUCUACAUUAAAACACCCAAACAAAAGCAAAUAAACAAGCAACAAACUUUAAAUAUAAUGAAAACAAUAGUGCAGAUAGUGCAAAAAUAUUCCCUAUUUUGAGCCCCCUAUUUAUAUGUUUAUUUACUUAUUUAUUUUUUAUGUCUUUUUUAUGUGUUUUAUUGUGAACGACACAGUUAUCUGAAUACAAAGGGGAAAUGUCACCUCUCUCGUAGUGGUACAACUGAAUAAAACAUUAGAAAUCACCUCAACAUUUAAUUAACCUUUUUGGUAUGUGAUGUGCUGUUUUGUUUUAAAUGCAUACUAAAGGAAAAUUCUAACCUUAAAAAGAAGGCUCUGGGGACAGGCCCUGUCUCCCGAGCUGAGCGGUCGUAUACAGUUGGAGCCUGUAGCAUCGUGUUUUAAGCCUGGCUUGUAGACUCUUUAUCCACACUUUCUAAGCCUGUAAUACCCACAGGUUCCCUACUACUCGUGGGAACAGAAUUGCCUUCUUGCAUAUCGGACUAUCUGCAGGGGAAACUCCAGCGGCGUGUGCAUCCUUCCUGCCGGUCGAGAUCUUGAGAAGAGGCCGAUCUCGCGGUCACUGACCUAACUGGAGCAAGGCCCAGGGUGGUUGGACAUACCGUUACCUUCCUUGCUGGAGAGGGUUAUCCCGGCUCCCACAACAUCGGACACCCCUGAAUUACUAUGCUGAUUCCCACUCACUGCAGCAGUAAGAGAACUUCCAAGAUGGCGGAUGCGCCAGCCACGAAAGUGGGCACUACUAAGCAGCUCCAGGGGGCUCUCCUUAACCCAGUGGACCGAUUCUUGCUGCGGCUUGAUGAAGUUUUCUCAUGGUUCUGGACAGAACUAGAGACCACACAUGGCAACUACCUUGCGACAAACACAAGAAGGAGAUGGGAUGUGUGAGCACCUGGUAGUGAGUGAGCCUCUCUUGGGUACAGCUUUUCAAGCUACUCCCGCCAUCAUUGAUGUAAACCCACCUGAGCUGAGAGCCAAAGUGACUUGGUCCCCGUGCAUCGUUCGCACAGACAGAGGGCAACCUGCCGCUGACGGCACAGGACCAAAAAGGCCUCCUGUUUCCCUCUGUGGGGAAAGGUGUGGUACUUUCAGGACCUCCGAGACCGCUGCUUGAAGAUGCAGGCUUCAUUAAGGGCCUGGGGCUUAAGGGAUCCUUCAGUCGCUCCCACAGUUCUGAUACGCCCAUCAACCACCUACUGUGUGAACUGUGCACAUCUUAUGUGAAAAAAAAGUAAUCUCUCUAUAUUUUGGGGGGACUUUUAAAUCAAGGGACCGCUCACAUUAAAAAUAAAAAGCAUUUUUACUCACCUUUUAGCAAGCCCCAAGUAGUCUGUGGACAAGUAGUGGCUCCUCCUCUUCUGAGAUCAUCCAUUGAUAGAGAAGCAUUGAUGCCAGUGCUUUUUUAUUAAAAGAAUUUAAAGCAUUUUAUGGUAUCAUGUUGUGCUUUAUGUCAUCAAUAAUUGAAAGCCUGCACUGAGGUGCCUUUUAGUUGGUUUGAGCCAGGCUGCCACUAGGAGUUUGUGUAUGACAAAACAUAAACCCUGCCGUUUCAUUUCCAGAGUGCAGGGACAAGGUCUAAUCAACAAAAUCACUGACUUUCAAAAAAUGGUUUUGGUGUUUAGAGUGUCACGUUAAAGAUUUAGCAGUUGACCUCAAAAUUCAGUAACUGAGACACCAUAUGUAACCACUUCAAUUGAUUGAAGAGCAUGUGGUGCUUGAAAUCCACAACGCCAUGUCCCAAAUUAUAAUCAUUAUAUUUAUAUAGCACCAACAAAUUCCGCAGCGCUUUACAGUGGGUGGACUAACAAACAUGUAGUUGUAACCGGACAAGUUGGACACACAGAAACAGAGGGGUUGAGGGUCCUGCUCAAUGAGCUUACAUACUAGAGGGAGUGGGGUAAAGUGACACAAAAUGUAAGGGAAGGAUUAGGGAAGUAGAUUGGUAGAAUAGUAUUCACUGAAGACUUAGUGCGUGUUUUUUUUUUUUAAAUCAUUACUAAAAGGCUUACUCACCUUUUAGUAGAGAAUCUCGGUCCCCAGCAGUGUGAUGCCUGACCUCCAAUGACAAUAUAGCGGUCUGCCUCUGUCACUUCAUCAGUGGAUGCUAGGCUUUAGGGGCUGCUGGGGGCAGAGAAUCUCUAUUAAGUGUAUAGUGUGUAUAAACCAUUUACUAGUGAUGCCAGGACACCAGGUACCAUAACCAUUCCAAUCUAUUGAAGUAGUUAUGGUGCAUACAGUUGUCUUAUGUUGCUUACCCAGGGCACACAUUUUCUUGUAGGAGAAAAAAAACUGAAAUAUUGCUUCUGUUUCUCCUCUUCUCUGUAUGCAUCCUCUAUGCUGUACGACAGAUACAAACAGCAGAACUUUCAACUAGACCAAUGAUUGCAAGAGAGCCAAGAUGGUUUCAGAAUAUACCCAAAUACAGUGGUGUGGAUUUAUGCAUUUAGCCCUCUUCCUCAGACCUCCCAAACCCAUUUUUGGUAAAUAGAGGGGAUAAAUAACCUUCAAAUAAAAAACAUAUUGCGAAGUUACAGUUCCAUUUUAAGUUCUAUUGUUUUCUUUUGAAGUGUUUCUCUAGCACAGUUUCCUAUAAUUUUUGCUGGUAAAGAAAAAAUAUGUGUGGCUGAUUCAAAAAAGAAAAGAAUUGAAUGUGCCGUAGAUGGCCUGCAUUGAAAACCAGCUAGCAAUUUUUGCAUGUUGAACAUCUCUAGUAUGUUUCAAUAUGCCCACAUAAGUUGGUUUCCAGCCUUAGAUUAACUCUUGGUUUCCUAGAGAGAGGUGAAAGGCAGAUGAUAAUUAGCACAACAAUGUCUUCUGCGGCUUUGUGUUAGCAAGGGAGAUAAACAAUAGGAUGCAAGGGCUAUCAGCAGUCACAUGGGUCUUAGUGUAACGAUAAACCACAAAAAAGAAGAGGCUUAUCUGUGUUGUGCCUCAAGCUUAUCAGCUUCCAUUUUAUAUCCUGCUCAAUCCUCACAGAGCUGUGCUGAAUUCCAAACACCUCUGUAUCCACCCAACAACAGCCAAUCAUUUCGCUAGUAUAUCUUCCAUCCGCAGAUCAGGAUUCCUUUCAUUUUUCUUGACAUUUAUUCACAACACAUCAUUCCAGAAAAUUAAAUUCAGGCAUUAUAUCUCUCCAUAUUUUGUCAACUGAAAAAAAUGGCAAAUCCUGCAUAAGUUAUGAGAACUCGGACGGCAGAUUGUUAAUUAAAAAUAAUCUACAUUUUAAAUUAAUGUCUGUCUACAGGCUCAUGUCUUACAGUGCAUCCUAACAGGACAAUGUGGAUUGAAUUACUCAACAUAAAUAUAUCUUUGGUAGCUGAAGGCCAAUUAUAGAACUUUGAGAUACAGUUUUCUUAGAUAUAAAAAAAUAAAUAAAGUCAUGAAUUUUGUUUCAGAUUACGGAUCCAGCUAUCAGUAGCAAACAAAGUAUGAUGGUAGUUUAAUACACAAAUGUGCAACAAAAAUCAGUAAUACAUAACUUAUCUUCCAUAAUCCCUGGUCACUGUCUCUUAUUAAAACAAAAUCCAAUAUGUUACAAAAAAUGCACAUUGAAAGAGGAAAAACAAACAAAAGCUGUUAGCUGUCCUGAGCUAAGCCAGCUCAUUGGCUGAGAACAUCACUCUCAGCCAAUGAAUGAACAGGGAGUGGCACCCAUUCCUGGAUCUAUAGCCACCACAGUGCACUUUAGUGGCUAUUAUGAUCUAAAUUUAGCAAAUUAAUUAGCAAUUCAGCAUAGAUCAUUGUUUCAUGAAUAUAUCUCUAUUACUGCCAUUGCUUUUUAAUACAUUUUCAAUCACUGCCUUUUCACUAUUUAAGGCACAUCUCUUGACUUUGGUGGUAUGAAAUUUGGACUGGUGGGCAGUCCUGUGAAGGAUUAUCACCAGUGACAUACAUUGCGUCACUGGUGAGACACAUAAUAAGCGGGCUUGUUUGUAAAACGGGCGGCCCUGUCUGGAAAGCAGGAUUAUUCAUUAAUGAAAUGUAGUGAAUAUAGAUCUGAAUUACAACAUCAAGGCCUAAAUAGACAAGUUGUGAGAAUAUCUAAAUUGGCUAAUUUUUCACUGAAUAAUCCUGAGUAUUUUAUGUUAAAUUGAUGCAUUAGUAACACACAGAGCCCUGAUUAUAUGUUAUCAAUAAGCAUCUAUCAAUACUGUAUGUUUUGCCAUAUAUACCAUAUACUACAUACUCUAUAUAUACUCUCAGUGUAACAAUAUUAUUACCACUUUUGUCCACAGCAACACACCGAAAAUAUGAACGAACUUCAGAAUCGUAUCAUUGAGGAACUGCAGGACUUGAACUUUGUUAAAGACAGCAACAGCAGUACAUUUAUAGAAAGAAAACUGAGUUUUGAGAGGAAAAAAACCCUGUCACCACUGGUAAGCAGCAUUGUCAUAUAACAAAUAGUUUGUUUUGGGUUUCACAGAUUCUUAUAAAAACCUUAUGUGUGCAAGCUUUAUUCAAACGGGGUAACAAAGACCAUGACGAUCUGCUCAAGAACAAUAAGUAAAGUUAAAAAAAAAAAGUAACUGGUAUUAGAAAGGUGGAGUUCCAAUUUUAUAUUAUCUUUUUUUUUUUUUUGUAUGACACUUUCUGUACUAUACACGUUGUGGAGAACUUGGGAAACUGAAAACAUGAAUUUAUUGGUUGCUAUAUCAUAAAUUCAUCUUAAUGAGUUGUUGUGCCUUGAUUCAAUCCAGUGAUUUAAAACAACGUACAAAGAGUUACUACCAUGCAUUGCUGUAGAACUAUUCCUAAUAUGCAGUUGUAUGAACUCAAUUAAUUAUAGACAUGAUCCCGUAGGAUCCACCUUAAAGGAACACUCUGGGAACCAUAACAACUUCAUUAAAAUAAGAUUGAAAUGGUGCCAGGAAGUCGCCGCGUACUUCUUCCCUUCUUUGUAUGAAUGGGGAGAUACUGAUUGGUUAAGAGCAUCAGCUAACCGCUCUAGCCAAUCGGUGGCACCCCUGCCCGAUGACACUUUAUGCUUCCUGCUAGUCAAUUUCAGAAGCCGGAUACUGCUGGUGGAACUGGAGAUCCAGCACUGGAGGCAAACUUUGGGGUCAACCAUUCAAGAACUCCCUUCAGGUAAGAAAUGACCCGGCCAUCUCCUGGAACCAUAACAAGCUAAUGUUAAUCACGUUGUUAAGGUGUCCGGUGUUCUUAAACUAACAAAUUGCAAUCCUCUGGUAUGUGAGUGCUACAUACUGUUAAAGGACCACUAUAGUGCCAGGUCCCCCUCCCGCCCGGCUCUGGAAAGGCUAAAAGGGGUUAAACUUACCUUUUUCCAGCGCUGGGCGGGGAGCUCUCCUCCUCCGAUCCUCCUCCGUUCCUCCUCCUGGGCUGAAUGCGCACGCGCGGCAAGAGCUGAGCGCGCAUUCAGCCGGUCACAUAGGAAAGCAUUCAUAAUGCUUUCCUAUGGACGCUUGCGUGCUCUCACUGUGAAAAAUCCCUAAGAGGAUUAGGGGGAAGGCUUAACCCAUUCAUAAACAUAGCAGUUUCUCUGAAACUGCUAUGUUUAUGAAAAAAUGGGUUAACCCUAGCUGGACCAGGCACCCAGACCACUUCAUCAAGCUGAAGUGGUCUGGGUGCCUAGAGUGGUCCUUUAAGUAAUACUAUUCAUUUACCUCCUGAAAAUGUGUGAAAAUAGUAGGUGACUGGGAAACUGAGGUUGCAGAGCUACAGAAUGAGGGAAACAAAACAUAUUUCAAGAUAGUUUCUUGUCAACUGGCCAGCAGUUCUACAAUAAUGUUGUAGAUUAUGGGUUCUCAACCCAGUCCUCAAGGACCCCCUACCAGUCCAGGAUUUAGGGAUUACCUGGGUGUGUCUAAGGUGUUUAGAAAAAGGAAAAAAAACACCUUAGAGUUUGUGUGCUGAUCUGGGCUACCUAGAGUCUAAGGUGUUUUUCUUUUUCUAAACACCUUAGACACACCCAGGUAAUCCCUAAAUCCUGGGCUGGUAGGGGGUCCUUGAGGACUGGGUUGAGAACCCCUGCUCUAGACAUACUGAUUCAGAACUUCAAGGGCCACCAAUGUUACCAAAGAGUGUAAAACACAUAAAAUAUAUGGAAUAUGACCACACCAGUUCUUCUUAAAUGAAUACUUAACGCACCAUAACCACUGCAGCAAUCAUUUGACACUCUCAGUCAAUGAGCUGGCAUUGCACAGCAGGGUUUAGCUCAGGAGAGCUUAUGGAAACUCCAUGCUCAAGCUUCUGACUCCCCAUGGUGGGAGUGACCAGAAUAUAGUGGGUUCCAGGUAAGUUGUCAAACCGAAAGCAAACAGUUUGAUUAAUUACAUUGGUGGUUCCAUAACCAACACAGCACGCUGUAGUGGCUAUGGUGCUUGGAGUGUUCCAUUAAGUCUGGUUUGAGGUUCACUGCUUUGAUCUUUAUAAGCCUGGUAAAUGGGUAGUUUGCCACAAGGCUAUAUUCAGACCAAGAAAGGGAUUUAUUGCUUUUUUCCCUGAUAUCUCUUUUUUGUUUUAAAUGUAUUUAAUGGUUUUUUUGUGGAUCAAUCAUAAAGUUGAUAAUGAAAUGAGAUUCAGGUUUGCCAAUGCAGAGGCUGUGUAACUCAAUAAUAGGCUGUGUUAAAUAUCAUGGAACUUGCGCAGAGGUCCAAAGCAUGAGUAAUCAGAUAUACAUGAGCGUACUACAGAGUACCCGCACACACUAAUACCACAUGUCUAAUGCUGACGUGUGGUAUUACAGUGUGCUGGCACUCUGUUGUCUAACGCUGACGUGUGGUAUUACAGUGUGCGGGCACUCUGAUGUUUAACACUGACGUGUGGUAUUACAGUGUGCUGGCACUCUGUUGUUGAACGCUGACGUGUGGUAUUUUAGUGUGCUGGCACUCUGAUGUCUAACGCUGACGUGUGGUAUUACAGUGUGCUGGCACUCUGAUGUCUAACGCUGACGUGUGGUAUUACAGUGUGCUGGCACUCUGUUGUCUAACGCUGACGUGUGGUAUUAAAAUGUGCGGGCACUCUGUUGUCUAACGCUGACGUGUGGUAUUUCAGUGUGCGGGCACUCUGUUGUCUAACACUGACAUGUGGUAUUACAGUGUGCGGGCACUCUGUUGUCUAACACUGACGUGUGGUAUUACAGUGUGCUGGCACUCUGUUGUCUAACGCUGACGUGUGGAAUUACAGUGUGCCGGCACUCUGUUGUCUAACACUGACGUGUGGUGUUACAGUGUGCGGGCACUCUGUUGUCUAACGCUGACGUGUGGUGUUACAGUGACGGCACUCUGUUGUCUAACGCUGACGUGUGGUGUUACAGUAUGCGGGCACUCUGUUGUCUUACGCUGACGUGUGGUAUUACAGUGUGCUGGCACUCUGUUAUCUAACACUGACGUGUGGUAUUACAGUGUGCGGGCACUCUGUUGUCUAACGCUGACGUGUGGUGUUACAGUAUGCGGGCACUCUGUUGUCUUACGCUGACGUGUGGUAUUACAGUGUGCUGGCACUCUGUUGUCUAACGCUGACGUGUGGUAUUACAGUGUGCGGGCACUCUGAUGUUUAACACUGACGUGUGGUAUUACAGUGUGCUGGCACUCUGUUGUUGAACGCUGACGUGUGGUAUUUUAGUGUGCUGGCACUCUGAUGUCUAACGCUGACGUGUGGUAUUACAGUGUGCUGGCACUCUGAUGUCUAACGCUGACGUGUGGUAUUACAGUGUGCUGGCACUCUGUUGUCUAACGCUGACGUGUGGUAUUACAAUGUGCGGGCACUCUGUUGUCUAACGCUGACGUGUGGUAUUUCAGUGUGCGGGCACUCUGUUGUCUAACACUGACAUGUGGUAUUACAGUGUGCGGGCACUCUGUUGUCUAACACUGACGUGUGGUAUUACAGUGUGCUGGCACUCUGUUGUCUAACGCUGACGUGUGGUAUUACAGUGUGCUGGCACUCUGUUAUCUAACACUGACGUGUGGUAUUACAGUGUGCGGGCACUCUGUUGUCUAACGCUGACGUGUGGUAUUACAGUGUGCCGGCACUCUGUUGUCUAACACUGACGUGUGGUGUUACAGUGUGCGGGCACUCUGUUGUCUAAUGCUGACGUGUGAUAGUACAGUGUGCGGGCACUUUGAUAUCUAACGCUGACUGAGAGAAAGUGUAAUAAUAAUUGUGCUUAUUUUAUCGUGGAUGUAUCCAAUAUUAUAACUCACUAAAGUCAUUGAUAGCAUGCAACUAAACAGGCAUGUCAUGUAUUAGGAUUACGUAUAGAAAAGGGUAGAUGUUGAAGCAAAUAUUGGUAAUCUCUGGGUAUCUAUACAGCAGCAUAAUGUUGGCUGGGUUUAUUGGGUAGACUUGAUGCAAUAACUCAGCAAUUCUGGGUGAUUCCAUAUAGUGGGGGCAGUUAUCACCCUUGGGUUGGAUAUUCCUUUUUUUCCCCAAUUAUAAUCUUUGUUCUGAUAUCCCUUUUUAUUUUGUUGUUUAAUAUUAUGCUUACCAAACAGGUCAUUUUCAGUUUUAUUUGUCAUAGUGUCAUCUUCACAACAGUCUUACUGAUGUGAUAACUCCCAGCACAUAAACAGUUAACCAUCAUACAAGCUAUAUUUAUAGCUAUUCCACUGUGCUACCAUGAAAUGCUCUUUAAGCUCCCUAGUUAGAUAUUAUUACCAUUUAUUUUUUUAAACACUGCAAUCAAUAAUUUUGCUCUUUGUUUUCCAUUAAGCCUGAACGUCCUCGUCAGACUGAAAGCCACAGAUGUAAGCUAUUGUCUACCUAUGGUGCAGAUAAACUUUACCAAGCAAAACGCAAGUGCAAUGCUUCCCAGGAACUUGAUAUAGAUCUGUAUGAAGGAGAUAUGGUAGCUAUUGUGGAAUACAAGGACCCCUUGGGAAGCACCAGCAGGUGGCUUGUGGACACAGGACGUAAGUAAUAGAACACUCUGUCAAAUAUUGACUUUCUUUUGUGUGAAAAUUUGCCCAGUCUACUGUGUGAACACAGCGGUUCACUUCUUCCUAAGCAACUAGAGAACUGGCUUCUAAUUGUAGACCAUUAGCCACCCCCGGAUCUCUUAAAGUAUAGUGAAGCUUGUAUCACGAGAGAAAGAGAGCGAGUAAGAGAGAGAAAGAGAGCGAGUAAGAGUGAAAAAGAUAGAGUGAGAGAAAAAGAGGGCGAGAGAGCCCAAGCAAAUCAUUUAUUGCCUUACCUUUUUGCUUAGGGUCUCUUUCCUGCCACCAGAAUAAGUUUUCCAUUCAUGACUUGCUUGUGCUCUGUAGUAUGUAAAUAGUAACUUUCAUUUAUACCAUAUGUAUUGUGGUACAAGGUGUUAAGUAUACAAACUACUAAUUAACACUAGUGUAAUAUACUGACAAUGAGCAUUAAGAGUUAACAUUUUCAGAUAUUCUCGUGUAGGGCUCUAUUUCUUAAACAGUUGAUUAUGGUGUGUUGACAAAAAGAAAAAAACUGUCAUGCACCCUUGUAGACUCACCAACCUGUCCCAAUUCCAUACCUCCAAUGUUGGCAGGUAUGUAAACAGUUAUUGUCUUCCCCUUCCCCAGUACAAUCUCCAUGCCAGCUGUCAUUUAUCUCCAGUUUUCCUCCACUACUGAAAGGGUUACUCUAACCACCAUGACCACUUCUGCUUUUUAAGUGGUCAUGGUCAGGGCCGGUCCACAGACUUUUGCUGUCCUAGACAAACUAAAAUUUGCUGCCCCUCCAUUUUCUCUGUCCACCAUGUGACAUCACCCCACCGGUAUGAUCUGCAAUAUGGGCCAAUGCCAGUUCUGCACACAGUGUCUUUUCUCUGAAAAUGCAGUGUUUUUACAUUAAAAAGCAUACAGGGACAGGAUAUAGACACCAGAACAGGCUAUAGACACCAUAACCACUACAUGAUAUGCUGUGCAAGAUAUUGCAAAAUUAAUAAAAGGAAUGAAACAUUGUAGUUCUGAAGAAAGGUUAACAAAUGUAAAUCUCUUUAGUUUAAAAAAAAUGGUGCCUCAGAGGGGAUAUUGUAGCAUUAUACAAAUAUAUCUGGGGCCAAUACAAACCAUUGUCUGGAAAUAUACUUAUUAACAGGGCUAUACAUAGACACUAGGUCAUGAAUUUAGACUGGAAGAAAGGUGAUUUAGUCAAAGGCCAUGGGAAGGAUUUUUACAGUAAAAACAAUAAGGAUGUAGAAUUCUCUGCCUGAAGAAGUAGUUUUAUCAGAGUCUAUAUGUUUAAACAGAAAUUGGAUAAAUAUUUGCAAAAACUAAAUAUUCUAUCAUUUUUAAUUAGUGGGGAAAUAGCUUCUUGAUCCAAGGAGAUAUCUGACUGACAUUCUGGGGUCAAGAAGCAUUUUGUUCCUACUGCAAAAUUGGAAGCGCUUUAUACUGGGUUGUUUGCCUCCUUUUGAAUCACCUGCAAAAACAAAUGUGAGAAAGGCUGAACUAGAUGGACGCAUGUCUCUUUUCAGCUAUGUUAUUAUUAUUAUUAUUUAUAAAGCACCAACAAAUUCCGCAGCACUGUACAAUGGAUGGACUAACAGACACGUAUUUGUAACCAGACAAGUUAGACACACAAGGACAGAGGGGGUUGAAGGCCCUGCUCAAUGAGCUUAAAUCUAGAGGGAUUGGGGUAUAGUGACAUGAAAGGUAAGGGUAGGGUUGAAAAGUAGGUUGUUAGGAUAGUGUUCACUGAGGGCUUAGUGUUUUAUUUUCAUGACAGUUGCAGAUGAGGAAUCAGGGUGUGGGGAGGGAAAGCUGUUCACAGUUUGAAUUGAUAUGCUUUCCCGAAGAUGUACGUUUUCAAAGAUUUUUAGAAGGAGUGGGAGACUGAGUGAAAGUCUAACAGAGAGGGGAAGGGCGUUCCAAAGGAAUGGUGCAGCCCUAGAGAAGUUUUUAAGGUUAGCAGCAGAGAUAGGAGUAUGAACAGAGGUUAGAUGUAGGUCUUUGGCAGAGUGUAGGGGCCUAGAUGGGACAUUUUUGUAUAUUAGUGAGGAUAAGUAGGUCGGAGCAGCAUUGGGUAGACAUUUGUAAGCAAGUACCAAGAUCUUAAAUUGAACCCAAUAUCUUACGGAUAGCCAAUGUAGGGACUGACAGAGGGGGAGGCAUGGAAGGUGCAGGCGGAGUGGAAGAUGAGUCAAGAGGGUUGGUGAGAUGUCAGGGGAGGACAGGUAAAUUUGCAUGUCAUCUGCAUGGAAAUGGUACUGGAAGCUGAAAGAGCUUAUGAGUUUACCAAGGAAGGCAGUAUAGAUUGAGAACAAUAGGGGACCACAGACAGACCCUUGGGGAACACCAAAAGAGAUGGGUUGUGGAGAAGAGGCAGGGCCAGAGAAAGAAACACUGAAAGAGCGCUGGGAGAGGUAGGAAGAGCACCAGGAGAGAGCAGUAUCCCGUAGACCAAGAUUACAGAGGAUGAGAAGAAACUGUUGAUGAUCAACAGUGUCAAAAGCAGCAGAAAGGUCAAGGAAAAUUAGGAUAGAGUAGUGGCCACGAGAUUUUGCAGUCAUAAGAUCAUUGGAUACUUUGGUCGAAGCUUUUUCAACACAGUGACAAGCACGUAGCUAUCAACUAUGUUUACUUAUCCUUUACUGUACCUCGAAUUGAACUGGAUUGCUUCGAAAAUCUUUGAUAUACAUUUACAAGAAAAAAGGUGCACUUAAAAAAGAUAAACCCAAAUUAUAGGUGAUGGUUAAUGAUUGAAGUGUAAAGUGUCAGUUUUCCUUUAACUCAUUUCUUUUUUUCCUGUCAACCAUAAAGUCUUCUUGUGUUUACAAUGUAAAUGUCACCAGUGCAUUUAAGUUCUGUGUGAUUUAGAAAUAAAGUUGGUAUUUUGAAGUUUUUUGAUAUGUAUAAUCCUACAAUUGUCAUCUUUUUCUUAUGCUAGUGAUACAAGGCUAUGUAUACUCUUCCUUCCUGAAACCAUACAACCCUGGGAAAAGCCAGAAGGAUUCAGCAGACUGCACUUUCUGUGAUGAUGAUUUUGAUAACAUCAGUCUAUUUGUCUCUUCACGGAUGCCACGUGACAGGACCAGCCGAGCGUCCGUAGGAAGCACUAGUGACAGCAGCCCAUCCAUCAAUGAGGAUGAAGACAAACAUUAUGUGAAUGGAUCAGACCUGGAUACUUGCACCAGUGGGGAUGAAUUUCAUGUAAAUAUGUCUUACAAAUUCAUUCAAAGGUUACUCUUUUGCUUAUGCAGAUCCAUCGAUUAGUAGAAACAAGACUGAAAUUAGCAGCUCUUUCUGUGGAUCUGUAUAAAUAGUUUUUCCAUGGAAAAGUAACUUGUGUUUUAGAUGUUUUAGAGUAAUUCAUUGUAAAUAUGCACUCGAAGUCCACUCCUGGUCAUUGAAGCUGAAGACAUUCAGUUCUUCUCCCUUCUCAUAAAAUCAAUGUGGUAAUCCAGGAGUCCUUUUUUUUUUUUAAUUCUUUAUUUUUCAUAGAAAAAAGAAGUACAUAUGUGUGCCAAUGAAUAGGCUUAUGCAGAAGCCGCAAGAGAAGUGCAUAUAUGAAUGACAAUGUGUAGGCUCACGCAGGAGCCGCGAGAGAAGUGCAUACACGUAUGACAAUGUAUAGGCUUACGCAGAAGCCGCGAAAGAAGUGCAUACUUAUGACAGUGCAUAAGCUUACGCAGAAGCCGCAGUGCGUUUUCAGAUGGUUCAAUUACACAAUGGGGAGGGGUGUUAUCUUAAGGCAAGAUAUAUUCUUACUGUCGCCGCUAGUUUCGUCGGCAGUUAAUUUGUCAUCUCAUGGUUUGCUGAGACAACUCUACGUGGUUUGUCAGUGAGGUCUUGCCUUGAGUACAUAUGUCACUUCAAUUAGCGUGGUUUUGUACGGUUGUUAAUAAAACAUAUCAUAACAGUUAUUCUAAAAUCCUGUAUUAACCAGAAGCAUUGUAUUUAGUGAUACGGUGAAUUGGUGCGCCUGUCUCCACGGCUCGGACGAGGGGCGUUGUGUGCCCUUUUGUCGUUAGCCCUACGUGUGUGUUCAGUUCCCCUGUCCGCCCUCCGUGUUCUCCUGAUAUUGUUCCCAUAGAUCCUAUAUUUUGCUAAAUUUUUUGGUGGUGUGCAUGACCAGGGAAGUUAAUCUGUCCAUAAGGUAGUUAUCUUUUAUCUUCGCUACGACCAGUGCUACUGGGGGCAUUUCCGGACAUAGCCAUUUCUGUGCUAGUGCUCUACGGGCCGCUAAGUAUAUCAUAUUUAACAGUUGUUGCUUUGGGCGUGGAAGCCCAUCUGUUGGUCUUGAGAGGAGGCAGGCCCAGGGGUCUAGUUUUAGUGGUCUCUGCAAUAUGUUAGUGCUUAGGUUGAUAAUUUGAACCCAAUAGGUCUGUACUAAGGAACAUGUCUAUUGCACUUCCACCACAUGUGCACAUAGGUGCCUUGUUCCCCGCAGCCGUGCCAGCAAAGAUCUGUGGGGGUGAUCUGCAUGCGGAAUUGUUUUAAUGGUGUGGUGUACCACCUGAAAAGUGUUUUAAAUGAUUGUUCCUGGAGGGUGACACAUAUUGAUGAUCGGGCUGUGGCCUCCCAAAUGUCCUGCCAAUCGUAGCCCUCUAAUGUCUCUCCCAGGUCUGUCUCCCACUGGUCUGUGUAUCGUAGCUCCCCCCAUUCUUUGGCCUCCUCGCUGAUGUGAGAGUAUAGUAACAAUAUGAGUCCACUGGGGUGUUUUUCCUGGUAGCAUAUAUUCUCGAACCAGGUGAGUGGGAGAGUGGCCAUCUCCUUGACUUCUUUUGAGCUAGCAAAGUCUCGUAAUUGGAGGUAGCGGAAGAAGUUCUUGGUUGUAAGGGGGGAUUGUUCCCUGAGCUGGUCGUAUGUGACUACUUGGCCGUUUUUGUAUAGAUGGCAAUAUCUCUGGAUGCCUGCUCUCUCGAGGCCACUAAAGUCACCUGCUGUCAUUCCUGGUGGGAAGGAUUGGUUCCUGAGUACAGGGGACAUUGGAGAGGGGAACCUGCUUAAGGAGUAUUUAGUUGCUGUUAGGUCCCAAAUUCUUAGGGAGUUCGUUAUUGCUGGGCAGGUUACUCUAGGGAGUGCUCUGUGUGUCUUGUGUAACCAGGGAUAGAACUGUGGUAGGUUAAGCCCCAUUAGUGAGGUUUCGAGUUCUACCCAACGACGGGUGUCUGGUGUGGAGUGCCAAUAUGUUAUUUGCGCCGUCUGCGCUGCUAGAUAGUAUAGGUACAUGUUUGGAAUCCCAGUCCCCCUCUGUCCUUGGGUCUGUACAGGAGUUUCCUGGCUAUUCUGGGUCGUUUCUUUUGCCAAAUGAACAUGUCUAUUGCUUUUUGGAGUGUGGACAAGUCGCUCCUCUUAACCUGUGUGCGCAGGGCCUGGAACAUGAAUAGUAACCUGGGUAGAAUGUUCAUUUUAAUUGAGUGGAGUCUACCUAACCAUGAAAUGGGUUUGUCUGUCCACUGCUCUAGGUCUCUCAGGAGUGUAUGAAUCAAUGGGGAGUAGUUAGUGUUGUGUAGGUGUUUGUACUGUGCUGUAAGUUUAGGGUAUGUUGUCAGCUGUGGUGGGUAGACCGUAUCUGUCGUGUAUUAUGGCUUUGUCUUGUGUCAGGAGGUGGAAUGGUAGUGCCAUGGAUUUGACAAGGUUCACUCUAUAGCCCGCAAGGGUUCCGUACUUAUCCAGGAGGUCAGUCAAAUGUUCCAUGGAGGUCAAGGGGUCUGUGAAAGUCAGCAGCACGUCGUCUGCAUAUGCGUAGACGUUGAAGGUUUUCCCUGCUACCCUUAUUCCUUGUAUGUGUGGGUGUUGGCGUAUGGCUUGUAGUAACGGUUCUAGGGAGAUGGCAAAUAGCAGUGGGGAUAGAGGGCAUCCCUGGCGUGUACCGCUAUGAAGGUGGAAGGGGGUCUUAGUGGCUCCUGCUAUUAGGGUUUGGGCUCUCAGGUUAGUAUAUAAGGCGCGCGUGGUCCAGGAGUCCUUUUAAGUGGAUUAUUCACAAAAGUGACAAUUGUUGGGAAUUUAAAAUUUAUUUCAAAUUUAAAGGGACACUAUAGUCACCAGAACAACCACAGCGUAUUGCAUUUGUUCUUGUGAGUAUAAUCAUUCCCGUCUUUUCAGAGAAAAUGCAGUGUUUACAUUACAGCCUAGUGAUAACUCCACUGACCGCUCCUCAGAUAACUGCUAGAGGUGCUUCCUGGGGGAGUGAUGCACAGUGAACAGCACUUCUAUUCAGUGUCUCCGCCUUCUGCAUGCAGACACUGAACUUUCUUCAUAGAGAUGCAUUAAUUCAAAUGAGGAGAUGCUGAUUGGCCAGGGCUGUGUUUGACUUUUGCUGGCUCUGCCCCUGAUCUGCCUCCAUGACAGCCUCAGCCAAUCAUAUGGGAAAGCAUUGUGAUUGGCUCAGACCACCACUUCUAAUGAUGUCAGCAGAUGGCAAGCAGGUCAGAGGCAGACAGGGGCAGAGCCAGCAGCUGCAGACUUGAAUACAAGUAAGAUUUUACUAUAUUUAGAGGCAAGAGGGGUGGUUUUAACACUAUAGGGUCAGGAAUACAUGUUUGUGUUCUUGACCCUAUAGUGUUCCUUUAAGGCCAAAGUAGCUGAGCUACAGCAACAUUAUCCACAUCAGAAAUUCUUUCAAUUUGGCUUCUAAGUUAAAUAAAUCAUGACAUGGUGUAAUGUGUGGUGUUGCUCAUCUGAGAUUGUAGUGUACCUAAUAUUGAGACCUGUAAGGAACAGAUGAUUGUUGUUGUGUCCUGAUGUGUUAAACCAUUGAAUUCAAAUAGGGUGUACUUUCUUCUUCCCAUGACUGUAUGUCGAUUUACUACAAAAAAAACAAUGUUUUACAUUGCAGGGUUAUAAUGACAGAACCAUGCACCCAGACCUCAUCAUUGAGAUGUGAUUGGUUGAUUUUAGUGAUAUUUUACUCAUUUGAUCCCAAGUAGCCUGUAAUGCCACGCUUGUUUAUACAAACCACAAGAACAUAUGACAUUAUGUUAAUUAUGGAAUUAAUAUCACAUAUGCAGGGAGUCAAAGGAUCAAGAUGUCUUUCGUGCAUGGCAAAGCAACAACAUCAACCACCAGAUCAAGAAGUAGCAAUAAGUUUGUUUUUUUCUCACCUCUGAUGCACAUUACACUUCAGUAAAUGCUUCAACAGUGUUCACUGGAAGGUGCAAAAAGGAAUUGCUUCCAGUAGAAAUGUGACACUUUUUUAUUAGUAAAUGCUAAGUAAAUGAGUAAAUGCUAAGCAUAAUAAUCAUGCUCUAUUUUGUUCAUUUCAGAUUUUUUAUGCAGUUUAUGCAUUUGAAGCUAGGAGUCAACAAGAGCUUAGUUUGGAGGAACACCAAAGAGUCCGGAUUCUGCAGUUCUGUGACUUGAGUGGGAACAGGGAAUGGUGGCUUGGGGAAGCACAUGGCCAGAAAGGAUAUGUCCCAGCUAAUUACCUGGGGAAGAUGACUUAUGCCUAAAAAAUUGUUUUUACUAACAAACUAAGACUUGAAAUAGGCCAGUGAAGGAAAAAGUGAAACACAGAAUAUUUCUGAAGACUUCAUGUUCAAGACAUGUAAUGAUGGAAUACUGUUUUGAGGUUUCUGGAGGUCUUUACGAUAUGACGGUCCUAUUCCUUUCCGCAUCUUCAUGCCUUUACAAUUGCUUGCAUAAAAUGUUGGCAACCAAGUUUAUAAAAGGUAUCUGUCCUUUAAAAACAGAUGUUUGACCCACUUAUCAUUCAAUUCUUCGGCAUAGACUCCUAUGCCGAAGAGUGACAGAAAGGGCAGAGACCUCUCAAAAGCUGUCUUUCUGGUCUCCAAGCAUAGCAACCAAAGUGCAUGUGCUAUAUUUACUGUGUUAGCUCCCUAGCCAAAGCUGCUAGUGCUUGCUAGGGGCACAGGAAUGGAGUGAUUGAAUGGAAUGUACUGACAUCUCUCUGUUCAGACACCAGCAUGCUGGCAAUCAGCCUCACAAAGGACUUUUGCCCUGCUUGGAGAAGCAUCACCAAGUAGGGCAUAUGAAAGAAAAGAGUGGGCGAAAAGCAGUCAGAUUGAACUGGAAGUGGAGGUCACUGAAAUGUAAAGUGAGGUGAGUUAAUAUCUCACAAUUUUACAUUGAAUACAUUCUAAAUAUCUGUGAUAUGAUGUAUUCAAUACAUUGAGGGGGGAGAUUUAUAUUAACGUAAAUCUAACAUGACAGGUUAUUUUAUCGUUAAUGGCAGAAAUAGCACUUGGUCUACCUAGACCACCUAAAUGAUUGUAAACUCUUAUGUGUUUAAUGCACUUACUAAAUUUAUGUGUUUUUUUUUUUUUUUUAAAUUUCAGAGCAGCUGUAAAGGACAAUGUAUAACAAUAGUUAUAUUAAAAAUGAAUACAAAAUAGGAAUCAAGUACCCAACUCCUUUAUAGUGGAUAAUACAAUUAAGAAUAUGUGAGGUAUAUUUAAAGGAACACUUCUGCAGAAUGGCAAUGUUUUACACUGAGAGGGUCAUGGCAUCCAGUCCACUUCAUUUAGAUGAAGUGGUCUUGGUGCCUUUAGUGCCCCAUUACAUUGGAUAUAAAGUGCACUGAACAGGCACUCCUGGUACUGGGUAUGACUUGUACUGUCACAUUUUAAAUAAUAUUUUAUCCUUUAUGCUUUCUUACAGUUUAAGAGUAUUCUCCUACUAUGACCUAACUUCAGAACAGACACACAACUUAUAAACAUAGCUCCUAGUUUUGUAAUAGUUGGCCUACUGCGCAGUCGGCAAUAGUAUAGGAACCAAAUUAAAUGCAGCCUCAAUCAAAAGAGCUCUGCUUGAUAAACCAAACAUAUGAUUUUCUUUAUCAUAUGGUAUAAUGGCCUAGGUAUGUUUGCAUUAUUACAUAUCCCCAACAAUGGUAGGUAUGAAAGCAGGGCGGGCAUGGGAGGGUCAGAAGGAGGAGCCAACAUUGUGUAGACCUACUCAUAAAGUGGGUGAGUCCAUCUGAUAAGGGUAGGUGUCAGUCUGCCAGGUGCUCCAGGCUGAUCAACUCAGGGCAGACCAUAGAGUGCGCCUGAAGUGCCCUGUCCAUGAUGAUAGCUUAUAGAGUACUGUAGUGUACUGUAAUGAUCAUCUAUACCAAAAACAUACAGAUUUUAAAAGGACACUAUAGUCACCAGAACAACUACAGCUUAAUGUGGUUGUUCUGGUGUGUAUGUAUAGAUUAUCCCCGCACGCUUUUUUAUGUAAACACUGCCUAAUAACAUCUCUAGUGGCAGUCACUCAGAUGGCCACUAGAGGUGCUUCCUGGGUCAGUGCUGCACACAUUCAGCGUCUCCAUGCUAUGCACUCUGAACAUUCCUCAAAUGGUGAGUGAAUGAACUUUUGCAAAGGGGGUGGAAAUCUAAAAUUUAUUUUACAUUUGUUUUCCUAACACUAUAGCAUUCCUUUAAGCAUUUUGUGUCCGUUUCUCUUUUACAGAUCUACCUCUUUGCAUAAAAAUGUAUGUUUUAGGUUUAAAUAAUUUCUAUAUUUUUAGAAUCCUGUUCAGUUUAAUACAUGGUCUGCUAUUGAUAAACUCUAGAAUCAGAACAUUAUCCCUGAUGGUAAAAUGCCAUGUGAAAAAGGAAAACGGAAAGGGCAUGGUGUACAUACGUGUAGUGCUAUGAGUACAGUUGUGGAAUUAUAUUGUAUUUAGCAUACAGCAGUGAAUUCUCUUAAACUGAGAAGUCGUUAUUAAUGCAAGUCCAUAAACCAUUGUGCAAGUUUUUUAACUUAUAUUGGUGAUGAAAUAUAAGUAAUACUAUCAGACAAAACAGAAAACAGCAUUAUUCAUAUUUAUCAGAAAAGUUUUGAAAUUCAGUUGAAUAUAGUUUUGUUUUUUAUUUUUUAGCCGAUAUGAAGAUUCAAAGGAUUUUGAGGUGUUAAAGGGAGCUACAGGGAGCUAGUAAGGUCAAUGAUUUCAUUUAAUCACGGUGCUCAUUUUGGGUUUGUUGUACUUUAUUUUUAAAUGUACUGUUCUCCUAAGUCUAAAGGGAUCGAUGUUAAAUCUGUUAGAAGCAGUGUUGCUAACAGUCUCUAUAUAUUCUGUGUCAUACCUGCCCGACCAGAUACUAUCAUGGUAUUCGUUAACAUGUGAAUAGUCAUGAAUUUCAAGUUUUAUUUCAAAAUAUAUUAAAAUGGAAUCAUAGAUAGGUUUUUCUGAUUAAGGAUAAUUUGUUUUGUGAAACAUUUUAAGUACAUUUUACUAUGCUGUAUGUAAAUUGAUUCCGUUUCAAACUGUUUUGCUGCUAAUAAUAUGAAUGAAGUUGAAAACACACCUUAGAGAAUAUAGUCCUCACAAUAACCAAAGUAGAAACCUAGAUGAGUUGAAGAUUUAUUUAUUUUUACGUUCUUGCAAAUUGGAUUUUUAAUUCAGAACAAUUCCCUGUUUACUGGGAUAUUCACUAAAGUGUGAAUUAAACCAAAUUGCAAAAUUUAGGAAAAAAUAGCAAAUCUUGAAAAGAAUUUAAACUCAGCUAUUGUCACAAUUUAGCCUUAAUUUGGUAAUUUGGAUUGAAUUCACUACAAUCAAUGUUUAGUGUAUAACUCCAUUAGUGUAUAACAUCACAGGCUCCAGUCAGAUUCACUGUCUGUGAAAGUGAUACUUUGUUCUGUUUUCAAGGCUUUUCAUACUGUAAAAUGAUUUACAUUUUUUACUAAUUAAAUUAUGAUCAAAUAGCUUAUUUUUCUAUGGCAUCACAACUAUAUACAUAUUAAAUAUUGCACACUACAUGAGUGCAAUAUGGUUCUUAUUUUUAAAAUAAAAUACCUUUAAUUGUUUUACUGCAGAAAUUAAAGACACAUGAUAGAUGAGAAUCAAUGGACAUUAAUUCUAAAUAAUAUACAAGGAAAUCACUAUCAUAUAAGACCUGUCAAGAGAAAUAUUUAUUAGAAUAUAUAUUUUUUAUUAUUAUCAUAAAACCUUUUUUAAAGACUACGCAACAAAUUAAUUGGGCUUACAUGUCUCAUAUAGGGGCCAGUGGAAGUGUGCAUGUCCUUUCCGAGCAAAUAUCUUCUACUUCAAAGUGUAGCUGUGCUAGUGCAUUAAGUACUGUAAAUGGACAAUACACCACUAGCAGCAACCACUAUUAAUUAUUAAGGUCCUUAUGUGCAAAAUUACAAUUCAGAUAUUCAAAAACAAUUUGGGGGCACAUUUGAAGAUAAUCCAUGAGUUAAUUCUAAGCAAUUUUAGCACUCUGAAUGUGUGAAUCCACAAACUUUUUUUACAUUUAUCUCAUUACGUUAACACUAGUUCUCUAUAUAGCAUGCUGACAUCCUUCUACAACACUACCCGAGUACGGUAAAAUAAAGGUUGACUCUGCUUAAAUAACAUUGGAAUAGAGUCUUAUGCAAAUAAUGUACUAAGAAAUUAUAUUUUUUUUAAUUACAUUUAAGAUUAUUAGAAAUUCCCAAACUACUCAAACAACAUUGAUCAACUUCUAUUCAUACACACUAUAGGCAGUGACUAGCGGUGUAUUUUUUGUGAAUCCACUGGUCUUGACAUCAUUUAUCAGUGUUACCAUAGUUACAACACAAGCACAAGCCAAACCACAUACCCAGUGACAUAUUAAAGACUUGCAGAGCCUCCUUAGGAGCUGAGUUGUGCCUGUGUAGAUGUUCUAAAACAUCUGAAUGCAAUAUGAUGAUGCUGAAGCUCUGAAGCUUUUUUUCUUCUUUUUUUUUUUUUAAAAAAAACCCACAUUUAGUAUCAAGAUAUCAAUGUGUAGGUUAUUAUUGUAUUUGUUAUUUCUUAAACACUUGAUUAGAAUAAAAUAAAAUUUAAAAAAAAUCAACCAAACAUGUCGGACCAAAUGAAAAAAAAUUUUUUUAAUUGCUUUUCAGAAUGUUAUAACUCAUACUGCCAUAGUGAAACACAUUGGGUGUGAAUAUGUCUACAAAUUGUGGAGUGGCAGUCUUUUAUUUAAAUCUACAUUAAAAUAAAUUAUUAAAAAUGUUUUUUUGGAUUGGUCUGUAAUCGGUAUGAUAACAAAACGUGUAAUCAUGUAAUUGGUGGUACCGAUUGAUAUGUUAUGUAAGAUGUCUUAAAUGUACAGAUAGAGAUUUACAAUUUAAAGUGAUUUAUGC